Colletotrichum paranaense is the source of this 531-nucleotide messenger RNA. RefSeq lists its product as uncharacterized. The record is from RefSeq and is a predicted model, not a curated record. The transcript has 2 exons. The coding region runs from base 1 to 531 and encodes 176 amino acids. NCBI's taxonomy places the organism in Eukaryota, Fungi, Ascomycota, Sordariomycetes, Glomerellales, Glomerellaceae.
AUGGCUGUGGCAGAGAUUGAGACAGGGUCACUUCUCGACAUCUUCUCGUCUAUUCAGACUGAAGCUUCAGAAAGUGCCUUCAUUUCAUGGCCAGGAGAGGUUGGAGAAAUACCUCAAAUCCAUCUAUGGGAAGCUUAUCGCUUUGCGGGGAUCCUCACUGGUCGGCGACUGAGGAAAGACCCAUGUCUUUCAUCGCUAGUUCUAUCCACGGAGGUCAUCGUCGGUCGCCUUGUGGCAGCCAUUGAUGCCCUCUGCGACACGCGGAACCGACCCGAGUAUAGCCACUUGCUCACAUCUAACUCGCUCCUAUAUCCAUAUGUCGCGGCACGGCUAGAAGUUGCCAUCUUGCGACAUCGGCCCUCCUGGAUGGAGUCGCUGCGCCGAGCUUGCGGUAUUUGUCAACCCUACGGCAAAACCGCGAACGCAGAUAACAUUGCACGCAUGCUGGAUGAGGCUUGGGAGGUGGGCGACGAUGAUUACGACAUUGAUGAGCAAGCCAAACGGAGAAAUGUGGAGAUUGCACUUUUUUGA